AUGGCCACAUUUAGGCAACAUUUGAAGAAGAAGAAGAAUUCAGUAACUUCUGGUUGUGGUGAAGAAGAUAUAUACAAACCCAUUUGGGUAUUUUAUAAUACCAUGGAGUCAUUUCUGGGAGAUGUGUACGAGUGCUCCAGUAAAUUAAAUACCAUAAUACAAGCAAAUGCGAGUAGUUCAACAGAUGAGCAGUAUGAUGCUAUUCAGGCCGUAAGUGAACAAGGACAGCGUUCAAGCAGUUCAAAUGUAACUAUGCACGAAGAUUCUAUACCUCCCUCGAAUAGAACUACAUUGAAGCGUCGUUCGUCUAACCCGCCUGAGCUUCAAAAAGCAACCAACCAAAUGCAGGAUGCAUUAAUAACUAUCAAUACCGUAUUGGCCAACAAAUCUGCUCAAAAGGAAGAUAUGUGUGAUAUUUAUGGAAAACUAAUAGCUUCCAAAUUGAAGAAAUAUUUCUCAGAUAUCGAGCAGCAGGAAGUGAUGUUUGAAUUAGAUGAGUUGCUGACAAAGAGAAUUAGAAAUAGCCUCAAACAACGUCCUACUUCAUCCUUAAGUGCAAUGAACUCUACUGAUUCUUUUGAUAGUACAUCACCGGCUGAAAUUCACCGUCCUUCUUCCUCUCAAACAUUCUAUGUUCUUCCAGAUUCACCUGUACAAAUACCACAACGGCCAUUUUCGUCCCAAAGCUAUUCAAUAUUACAUGUGCCAGAGCAAAAUAACAUGUUUAAUCAAAGCAUGACAUUGUGCUCACCACAACACGAACAGCUACAACAACCAACUGACGAACAAAAUAACCAAGUCCAAAUUUUAUCUGAUGAAGUCGUUGAUUCAGUAAGACUUAAACCAAUCUUACAAGAAGCAUUUUUUAAAGCAAUGAUUAGUGAGCAAGGGUCAUAA
This is a messenger RNA of Diatraea saccharalis (sugarcane borer), 897 nucleotides long. NCBI's taxonomy places the organism in Eukaryota, Metazoa, Arthropoda, Insecta, Lepidoptera, Crambidae. The record is from the annotation of a GenBank genome assembly.